Messenger RNA from Canariomyces notabilis, 2396 nucleotides. RefSeq names its product nucleoside phosphatase GDA1/CD39. Lineage: Eukaryota; Fungi; Ascomycota; Sordariomycetes; Sordariales; Chaetomiaceae. Gene Ontology annotation, biological process: protein N-linked glycosylation. Bases 335 to 1996 code for a protein of 553 amino acids. Gene Ontology annotation, cellular component: Golgi apparatus. The record is from RefSeq and is a predicted model, not a curated record. Gene Ontology annotation, molecular function: hydrolase activity. The transcript is spliced from 3 exons.
GCUCUCCUAUCACCUGCGUCGCCGCUCUUGACCGAUACCAGCCCAAGGCCCAUUUCGGACCAGAACACCAAAAUCUCCAUUUCUACUCCCCGACAUCGUCCCCAAUCGUCCUGGAAGAGCAGCCGGCGACAGCAAUUCCUUCGUGCAAUUCCGUGAUUUUGCUGCUGACUCUCUUUCUUGUCCCUCGUUUACUCGCCCUUUUUGAUUGAUCGAUUGCCACUCUCGGCAGGCAUGUGUGGACUGGUCUUGUAACACCAUUUCCCCUUUUUCUGCGACCCUCCAGUCCCGAGUCCUCCACGCCGCCACCUCGGGCUUUCGAACUCGUCCUGUCCCUAUGCGACGCACGUCGGUAUCGCUGCCGACAAAGCACAUUGCCUACGAUCCCCACGAGAAGCCUGAUCGCUACAGCGACACCAACCGGGAGCCAACCUUGCUGAUGAAGAUGCAAUCUGCUUGGGUGACGCAGUCGCAGCGCGCCCGCUACAUCAAGACUGGCGCCAUACUUUUUGUCGUGUUCGUUUUGUUCUUUUACUUUUCGCCGGCCGGGGUGGAUCUCUAUGGUGGAGUAUCAUCAGGUUCGUCGGGUCAAGGUCAGACACCGUCGGAUUCGUCCUACGGCACUGAGAGAUGCACAAAGUCCUAUUCAAAGGACAAGCCGAUCGUGCAAUAUGUCCUCAUGAUUGACGCCGGCAGCACUGGGUCGCGCAUCCAUGUCUACAAGUUCAACAAUUGCGGGGCAGCGCCCGAGCUCGAGGGCGAGGUCCUAUUCAAGAUGACCGAAAAGAUCGAAGGCGGGAGCAGCGGCUUGAGUCGAUACAAGGAUGAUCCGGAGGCGGCCGCUAAGAGCUUGGAUCCUCUCCUCGAUGCGGCUCUCGGGGUCGUUCCAGAUAAGUUGAAGCCUUGCAGCCCCAUCGCCGUCAAGGCCACUGCUGGUCUGCGUCUGGUGGGCCCGGAGAAGAGCCAGAAGAUUUUGGACGCCGUCAGAGACCGCCUCGAGCACAACUACCCCUUUCCCGUCGUAUCCAAGGAGGACCAUGGCGUGGACAUCAUGGACGGUUCCGAUGAGGGCGUCUACGCGUGGAUUACAACCAAUUACCUGCUAGGCAAGAUUGGCGGGCCUGACCGCAGCGAGACGGCAGCCGUGUUUGAUCUUGGUGGCGGCUCGACGCAAAUUGUCUUCCAGCCCAACUUUGAGGGCCUCACCUCCGGCGGCAUGCCCGAGAAGCUGGCCGAGGGCGACCACAAGUACGAACUUGACUUCGGCGGACGCAAGUUUAGCCUCUACCAGCACUCUCAUUUGCACUAUGGCCUUAUGGCUGCACGGGAUACCAUAUUUUCCACCCUCGUCAACGACGUCUACGAGGCGCACAAGGACGACCGUUCUUGGCUGGAAAAGCCCAUCAUCAACCCCUGCUUCGCAUCCGGCAUGUCCAAGCUUAUCAAUGUCACUCUGCCUGACAACCAUCCUCUUGGCAGCAAACUUGAAAACCUCAACAUGACGGGCCCAGCGUCUCCUGCACCCGCGCAAUGCCGCAGGCUCGCGGAGCGCAUCCUCAAAAAGGAUGCCGAGUGCAAGCUCGCGCCGUGCUCCUUCAACGGCGUGCACCAGCCAUCUAUCGCGAAGACGUUUUCCAAAGAGGACAUUUAUUUCCUCUCGUACUUUUACGACCGAACCAACCCGUUGGGCAUGCCCGACUCAUUCACGCUCCGCGAGCUGGCCGACCUCGCUAAGCGCGUGUGCGGCGGCGAGUCGUCCUGGGAUGUCUUCACAAGCGUCCCCGGGGCGCUUGAGGAGUUACGCGGCAGGCCUGAGCACUGCCUGGAUCUGAAUUUCAUGCUUGCGCUUACCCACACCGGCUAUGAGAUGCCGCUUGACCGUGAGGUGAGGAUCGCCAAGAAGAUCAAGGGGAAUGAGCUCGGCUGGUGCUUGGGGGCUAGCUUGCCGUUGCUAUCUAAGAGGUCGGGCUGGCAAUGCAAGAUUACCGAGCUGCACUAAAGGAAGGAAGAGGAAAUAAGCAAUCAUUCAGGAAUAUCACUCAGCGUUAGCUGUUAUAAUAAUGCAUCUGCCGGGGUCGGCUGGGCCAAAGGACCGCGAAUUUCUGCUUAUAUCGGCGUUUACCAGGGGGUAUCGAAGCCAGGCACUACCGAAAUGUUUAUAGAUGGGGACUUUAUGCGGUAACAGGGACUGUUCCCAGUCCCGUCAUGAACGAAAAAUGGGAGGAGAGGAAAGCAGAGCACUAUAUGAUAUUACGUAGGACAGGCACUAAUACCUUAGAAACCGGAAUCAGGGACAUUGUAUGUACCGUACUACCAUCCUGGCUCUAUGUCUUAUUCUUUAUUAUUCUUGCCUGCUUGAUGAGACGACAGGCUACUUAAUCUAUUCGCGUCCGAAAAGA